UGCACUUUGCACUCCCCCGAGCUAUAUAAAACCAGUGCGCGCGGAGUCUCCAGUAGGCUACAUACCUUCCACAUCAAGUGAAGAUAUUCCAAAGGAACUUUCGUGAAGCUAAAGGAUAUUUUAGGCAAAAUGGAUCCUUGUGACUGCUCAAAGACUGGAACUUGCAACUGCGGUGCCACCUGCAAUUGCACUAAUUGUGCGUGUACAACCUGCAAGAAGAGUUGCUGCUCCUGCUGCCCAUCCGGUUGCAGCAAGUGUGCUUCUGGCUGUGUAUGUAAGGGCAAUUCCUGCGACGCCAGCUGCUGCAAAUGAGGUUAACUCGUUUUCUACAAUGUGAAUUAAAAAUGGUCUUCGCUAUGCAUAGCAUUAAUGUUGUCUUUACGAGAUACGAAGUCUUGACUCAUGUUGCAUAUGUAUUUGUGACCAGGCUAAACCGGAAAAAUGCACUGAUUUGUAUUGUUGCAAAAGAUUAUAACAUGUUUGUUCUAUAUAAUUGACACUUGCUGUCCUUUUGUAAUUAUUUUUUUGUAUUUUUUUUUUCUCUCCACAAUCUGUAAUGUAAUCUGUCCACAAUACAAAAGUGUUAGCAGUUCUUGUGGUGUCUCUUCAUUUCAACUUUGUCUGCUUUUGUUCCUGUGGUGUAGAGCAAUUAAUACCUACACAAUGAAGUCUAGUUUGUCUAAAUUACCCUUUUUAUCCAUGAAAUAAACCUAAUAUUAAUCAUGA
Xyrauchen texanus (razorback sucker) is the source of this 726-nucleotide messenger RNA. It is a transcript of the gene mt2, whose product is annotated as metallothionein 2. Lineage: Eukaryota; Metazoa; Chordata; Actinopteri; Cypriniformes; Catostomidae. Gene Ontology annotation, molecular function: metal ion binding. The record is from RefSeq and is a predicted model, not a curated record. The transcript has 3 exons. Bases 130 to 312 code for a protein of 60 amino acids.